CACAGCGAGAGCCGUAGAUCGAGCCGUUGAAGCAGCUCGUGGGUCCCGCGGAUAACGGAAGGAAAAUCAAGAAGAAGAAACUCCGAGAGGAAGAAUGGGAUCUUGUGGUUCAAAGCCGAACUGGUGUGUGGGAGGUAGGCUGGUUUUGCGGAAGAAGACGAGUCCUCAUCGGCAGCGAAGGAGAGUCUCUAAACGCCGCAUUUCGUCUAAUAGGCUUGAACGCAAUGCCGUUUCCCGCGCAGCCACGGAACGUUCUCUCCAAGAUGCGGUAUAUUUUGAUUCCGCUUCAGCGCUCGAAUCUGAAUUGGAAGAUGAGUUUUAUAGUAUGCAUGGUGGAACCAAUGUUUCUCCGAAUCGUUCUGAAUCCGCGUUGAGUAUUGAGGGUUCUAGGAAUGUGAAUGCCUCUAGUGUUGAACGGAGCGAUUCUAAGUCUGCCUCCAUAUCCGAUGAUCCUCCGAACAUUGUUGGAGGGGUCGACAAAAGAAGCGCCUUCAGUCUUAGCACAUCGAAUUCGAAGAAGAAAGUGUCUCUGAAGCUUUCGUUUAAGCGGAGGGAACAUGCUGAUCUGACAAUUUUUUCACCGAAGGCGCUUCGGCAAAGACCAAUAGCAGGUUCCUCAAUUCCUUACUGCCCAGUAGAGAAGAGGAUGCCUGAUUGUUGGUCACCUAUUGAACCAAGUGCUUUCAAAGUCAGGGGAAAAAACUAUAUUAAGGAUAAAAAGAAAGAAUCUGCUCCAAACUGUGCUGCAUAUUAUCCUUUUGGUGCUGACAUCUUCUUAUCUCCGAGGAAAAUUAACCAUAUUGUUCGAUUUGUGGAAUUUCCUCAUAUAUAUCCACCUGGAGAAAUCCCUUCAAUACUUGUUGUAAAUAUUCAGAUACCAUUGUAUCCCGCCACAAUCUUUCAAAGCGAAAAUGAUGGAGAAGGAAUGAAUUUGGUUUUGUACUUUAAACUAUCUGAGAGUUUUUCAGAAGAGCUUCCCCUUCAUUUCCGAGAAAAUAUCAAUAGGUUGAUCAAUGAUGAAGUGGAGAGAGUUAGAGGUUUCCCUAUGGACUCAAUUGUGCCUCAUAGGGAAAGACUAAAAAUCUUGGGAAAAGCGGUAAAUGUAGAGGAUCUUCAUCUAAGCGCAGCUGGGAAGAAGCUGAUGAAUGCUUACAAUGAAAAACCUGUGCUAUCACGUCCCCAACAUGAGUUUUACUUGGGAGAAAACUACUUUGAGAUCGAUUUAGAUAUGCACAGAUUCAGCUACAUUGCCAGAAAAGGUUUUGAAGAAUUCCAGGACAGAUUGAAGUUAUGCAUCUUGAAUUUUGGCCUGACAAUUCAGGGUAACAAGGCAGAAGACUUUCCAGAGCAUAUCCUAUGUUGCAUGAGGUUGAAUGAGCUUGACUACAAUAAUUACAGGCAGUUGGGAUGUUGAUCAACAAGUGAUUUAACGCUGCAAGGUUUUUCAAUCAAUGACGAAUCAACCACCUCUGUAUCUAUUUACACAUCCUCCCUCUCGCUCCUUCUUCAUAGGUUGGAAAUUAUCUUUCAGUCUCCAACUUUGACACUUUUCCUCAUUCAAUUGUACAGAAACUUUAACUAGAGCGUACAGAACUGACAAAGAAAGUGCAAUAAAAGGGUCGAUUUUUUUAUUA
Messenger RNA from Corylus avellana, 1634 nucleotides. RefSeq lists its product as uncharacterized. Lineage: Eukaryota; Viridiplantae; Streptophyta; Magnoliopsida; Fagales; Betulaceae. The record is from RefSeq and is a predicted model, not a curated record.